Messenger RNA from Nymphaea colorata (pocket water lily), 1274 nucleotides. Its product is annotated as myb-related protein 315-like. The transcript has 3 exons. The coding region runs from base 59 to 1096 and encodes 345 amino acids. The record is from RefSeq and is a predicted model, not a curated record. Lineage: Eukaryota; Viridiplantae; Streptophyta; Magnoliopsida; Nymphaeales; Nymphaeaceae.
CCGCUCACAGAAACGUCCAUAUCUUCUGUUAAAAGGUUGGAGUGGUGGUGUUUUCUCGAUGGGCCAUCGCUGUUGCAGCAAGCAGAAGGUGAAGAGAGGAUUGUGGUCUCCAGAGGAGGACGAAAAGCUGAUCAAGUACGUGACCACUCAUGGCCAUGGCUGCUGGAGCUCCGUCCCCAAACAUGCAGGCCUUCAAAGAUGUGGAAAAAGUUGCAGGUUAAGAUGGAUAAAUUACCUUCGGCCUGACCUGAAGAGGGGCUCAUUUACUGCUCAGGAAGAGAGAACCAUCAUCGAUGUACAUAGGAUUCUAGGGAACAGAUGGGCUCAGAUAGCAAAACAUCUACCUGGAAGAACAGAUAAUGAGGUGAAGAACUUUUGGAAUUCGUGCAUUAAGAAGAAGCUUAUGGCUCAAGGCUUGGACCCAAAAACGCACAAACUUUUCCCCUCACAUAACCCAUGCAACACGAACCCCAAUCUUCAUCACCACCACCACAACCUCUCUUCCGCAAACAUCCCUCAAACUGCCAUCCACAUCAAUGAAAACCCUAACAACACAAUCAUCUUGAACUUCCCAAUUCAGGAAGCCCCAAACGUUCUUGGUUCCAUUGUAGAGCCUCAGAUUGCUGUUCAAGGCGACGUGUUGAACAACCACACCACCGGCAUGCUUUGGGACGUCAACAGGCAACAGAGAAGAACCGUGUCGUCUUCUUCAAUGGUUGAACCAUCCGGGUUUGCAGCAUCCACUUCAUCAAACUGCUACGAUGCAUUUGUUCAAGAAGGCAAUCUGGUGUGGAAAGAUAGCAGCUCUAUGUGGAUGGGCGGUGGUGCCCAAAAGCCUGAAAUAGGGGAAAGGGAGAAGCAGCAGCUGCAGCAGCAAGUACACCAACAAGAGCACCAACAACAGACCGAAGUUCUGGUUCCCAUAUCAACAGAGAUGUCAAAACUCUAUGAAAUGGAUUUGAGCGAGCAGAAUCUCUACAAUGGUACCUCAAACUAUGAUGUUGAUUUCAUGGCCUCACCCAUGUUACCAAGUGGGAUGUUGUAUUGUGGUGAAGGAAGUAACAUGAUCUCCAGUGAUCAACAGGUUUGGCAUUGAUGAGUCUAAUGUUUCGCUCCUAAUAAUCAACGUAGCCAUGGCACAAAUAGCAGGUCCUGAUUAAGCAGAUUAUGUUAUGUUGGCAUGCAUGCUUUUCUCUUUAAUCCUAUCCUAUAACAUGUAUCUACUGGGUACUUGCUUGCUACUGCUGCUUUUGCGAUUGUUUUCUGUGUUGAAU